AUGCAACCACAGCCCCUCCAUCCCAACCAACCCAACCAAGACACCAGCAACCACGACCCAUCCAGCCCCUCCAGUCCCUCCAGUCCCUCCAGCCCCUCCAGUCCCUCCAGCCCCUCCAGCCCAACCAAGACCACCAGCCCCUCCAGUCCCUCCAGCCCCUCCAGCCCAACCAAGACCACCAGCCCCUCCAGUCCCUCCAGCCCCUCCAGCCCCUCCAGCCCCUCCAGCCCCACCAGCAACCACAACCCAUCCAGCCCCUCCAGCCCAACCAAGACCACUAGCCCUACCAGCAAGCACAACCCAUUCAGCCCCACCAGCAACCGAACCCACCCAGCCCCUGCACCCACCCCACCCCCCAGCCCCCGGUAUGAGGGGUGGGGUGGGUUAAAUAGCAGUGCUAACUGCCACCCCUCAACUGCCACGCCUCAACUGCCACGCCUCAACUGCCACGCCUCAACUGCCACGCCUCAACUGCCACACCUCAACUGCCACUCUCAACUGCCACGCCUCAACUGCCACGCCUCAACUGCCACGCCUCAACUGCCACGCUCCUAA
Messenger RNA from Hyalella azteca, 555 nucleotides. Its product is annotated as DNA-directed RNA polymerase II subunit RPB1-like. Lineage: Eukaryota; Metazoa; Arthropoda; Malacostraca; Amphipoda; Hyalellidae. Bases 1 to 555 code for a protein of 184 amino acids. The record is from RefSeq and is a predicted model, not a curated record. The transcript is spliced from 2 exons.